UUGAAUUCCAAGCUUUCAAGGCAGAGAUUAGAAGCGAACUAGGGGGCUCCCAGUGCAUGCCCCAAAGCAUCGAGGGUCCCAGAGCAAGGUUUCCCCAGGUUUCACAAUGUUCCAAGUACUCAGGAGCAAGCAAUGUAGGCUAAGGGUCAUCCAUUUAAAACGCCUCCAUCAUAAGGCUGUGCUGGCACUCAGGAGAGAAGAUGUAAAUGCGUGGGAAAGGAGGGCACCUCUGGCCCCAAAGCACAUCAAAGGGAUUACCAAUUUGGGAUAUAAGGUGCUUGUUCAACCUUCAAAUCGGAGAGCCAUUCAUGAUAAGGAAUAUGUCAAAGCUGGUGGCAUUCUCCAGGAAGAUAUUUCUGAGGCUUGCCUCAUUGUGGGAGUUAAGAGGCCUCCAGAAGAAAAAUUAAUGCCCAGGAAGACUUAUGCAUUCUUCUCUCACACAAUAAAAGCUCAAGAAGCAAAUAUGAGCUUGUUGGAUGAGAUUCUAAGACAGGAAAUACGGCUUAUUGAUUAUGAGAAAAUGGUUGAUCACAAAGGAACACGUGUGGUGGCCUUCGGACAAUGGGCAGGAGUGGCAGGGAUGAUCAACAUUUUACAUGGAAUGGGCUUAAGGUUCCUUGCCCUGGGGCAUCAUACACCUUUCAUGCAUAUUGGUAUGGCCCAUAACUACAGGAACAGCAGUCAGGCCGUGCAAGCUGUACGUGAUGCUGGCUAUGAAAUCUCUCUGGGAUUGAUGCCUAAGUCUAUAGGACCUUUAACAUUUGUGUUCACUGGCACUGGUAAUGUGUCUAAGGGUGCCCAAGAGAUCUUCAAUGAACUCCCUUGUGAGUUUGUGGAGCCACAUGAGUUAAAAGAAGUUUCUCAAAGUGGAGAUCUCAGGAAAGUGUAUGGGACAGUGUUAAGUCGACAUCAUCACCUUGUCAGGAAAAGAGAUGGGGUGUAUGACCCUGUAGAAUAUGACAGACAUCCUCACCUCUACACAUCUCGCUUUAACACUGAUAUUGCCCCCUACACUACUUGUUUAAUUAAUGGAAUCUACUGGGAGCAAGACACUCCACGGCUAUUGAAUCGGAGAGAUGCUCAGAGGCUCCUCGCUCCAAUCAAAUCCUCAGUUGUUAAUGUUGAGGGUUGCCCUUCCUUGCCCCACAAACUUGUGGCCAUAUGUGACAUCUCAGCUGACACUGGAGGGUCUAUAGAGUUUAUGACAGAAUGCACGACAAUAGACAGUCCCUUUUGUAUGUACGAUGCUGAUCAGCAUAUUAUUCAUGACAGUGUUGAAGGCUCUGGGAUACUCAUGUGUUCCAUUGACAAUUUACCAGCCCAGCUCCCAAUUGAAGCUACAGAAUGCUUUGGAGAUAUGCUUUUUCCCUAUGUUGAAGAAAUGAUAUUAUCAGAUGCGACUCAGCCUCUUGAAAGUCAGAAUUUCUCUCCUGUUGUCCGAGAUGCAGUGAUUGCAUCUAAUGGAUCAUUGCCUGAAAAGUAUAAAUAUAUCCAGAAACUACGAGACAGCAGGGCACAUGCAGAAUUGCUUUCAAUGGACAAGAGGAAGAAAGUUUUGCUACUUGGAAGUGGCUAUGUGUCUGAGCCACUACUAGAAUACCUUUGUAGAGAUGGCAGCAUUGAAAUGACAGUGGGCUCAGAUAUGAAGAAUCAGCUUGAGCAUUGGGCCAAGAAAUACAACAUUAACCCCAUUGUUUUGGACAUUGGGAAGCAAGAGGAGAGACUGGCCAACAUAGUAAAGAAACAGGACCUUGUGAUCAGCCUGCUACCAUAUGUAUUACAUCCUAUUGUGGCCAAAGCAUGUAUUGCCAGCAAAGUGAAUAUGGUCACUGCUAGCUACAUCACACCAGCCCUCAAGGAACUGGAGCAAAGUGUGGAUGAUGCUGGCAUCACAAUAAUUGGAGAGUUGGGAUUGGAUCCUGGCCUUGACCAUAUGUUGGCCAUGGAAACAAUUGACAAAGCUAAAGAAGUAGGAGCCACGAUUGAAUCAUUUGUCUCCUUUUGUGGUGGCUUGCCAGCCCCAGAGCAUUCCGACAAUCCUUUGAGAUACAAAUUCAGCUGGAGCCCAGUUGGUGUCUUAAUGAACAUAUUGCAACCUGCUAAAUAUCUGCUCAAUGGAGAGGUGAUUGAAGCUGGGGGGGCAUCUUUUCUUGAUUAUGUUACCGCCAAGGAUUAUUUCCCAGGAUUAAAUUUGGAAGGUUACCCCAAUAGAGAUAGUACAAAAUAUGCUGAGAUAUAUGAUAUUCAGUCUGCUCAUACUUUGUUGCGAGGGACUCUGCGAUAUAAGGGAUUUGCCAAAGCUUUGGAUGGAUUUGUAAAACUGGGCCUAAUGAAUAGAGAUGUACACCCUCUCCUUAGUCCUGAGGCCUCUCCUAUCACCUGGAAAAAGCUGUUCUGUGAAUUAGUUGGGAUUUCACCUUCUUCCCCUUAUGAUGUGCUGAAGGAAGCCAUCUACAAGAAACUGGAUGGGGAUGACACGCAACUGGAGGCAGUGGAAUGGUUUGGUUUACUUGGAGAUGAAAAGGUCCCUAAAGCAGGGUCCCUCCUGGAUGCCUUCUCUAAACAUUUAGAGAUGAAACUUUCCUAUGGUCCUGGAGAAAGAGAUAUGAUUGUAAUGAGAGACAGUUUUGGAAUACGGCAUCCUUCUGGUCAUUUAGAACACAAAACUGUUGAUCUUGUGGUAUAUGGUGAGGUCGAUGGAUUUUCAGCCAUGGCCAAGACUGUCGGUUUGCCAGCAGCCAUGGCCUCUAAGAUGAUCCUGAAUGAUGAAAUUAAGGCAAAAGGCUUGAUUGGGCCCUUUACAAAGGAGAUCUAUGGACCAAUAUUGAAGCGUAUUAAAGAAGAAGGCAUUAUAUGCACAACUCAAAGCACCAUUAAGCAGUGAUUGGGAAUAACCAUGUAAUUAUAGCUAUCGACAACAAAACUAGCCAAAGAGUCCCAAACUUUUGUGCCAUAACCAUGCUUCCCAAUGUACUGGUAUAAUGCACAAUGACAUAUUUUUGAGUGAAAUGAAUAAUAUUUAUGAAAAUGUAAUUCUAUUUUUCAUAAUAAUUCUUUGGUACAUGAGAUUCCACUAAUUGAAAAAGAAUUUAAUUUUUUAACCACAUAUUUCUUCCUGUGUGUAUAUAAAAGUGAAGAUAAACAGGUUCUUCAUUAUUUAUUGUUUAUUUUUGCUUCAUAUCUUAGGAAUUCAUUUCUCUAAGUUUAUGAGCAUAGAUUCUUUCAGUGGAAUUUUUAGCCAGAAAAUUUUUCCUGUUUGCAACCAUAUUUUUAUAUUUUUUUCAAGUCAGCAGAGUUGGUUUUAGAUUGCUUUAUCUGAACCUAUCUAUGAAACUUUUAGAUAAUGACAUUUUAUUUUCCUUUUAAAACUUUAUAUUCUCAGUAUAAGCAUCCCCUAUUGUGGUGUAGGUAAGGAGACAGAGCCAGAGGAAGGUCAGGGGAUUUCUCAAAGUCAAGCAACUGUUUAGUGGCAGAGCCAUACUGGAAUUCAUGUCUCAUGGCUUCUAGUCCCUACUCUUUCCUUUCCUCCAUUAUGCCUGACCCUGGAAUGUUUCAUUAUGGCCAAUUCUUUGCUCAGUAUAAUUUAUAAUGCAACUAUUAAUGUUUAGAUUUUAUUAAUUAGCCACAAUACAGUAAAGAUGCAGUAAAGAGGGCAUUCUAAGAUGCACAAUUUCAACCAUCCAAGAAAAUGAAGUUCUUAUUUUGUGGCUUUCCAUCUCCCUUUCCUUCUCAGUGCUUGCUAUGAUGGGGCAUUCUAUUUUAAUUCCUAUCAACACACUUUUUCCUUCUCUUAAUGCUGUGCAUUAAUUUUAAAAGGAGGCUUUUAUCAGGCUUAUUUUGAUGGAGUGUGUGUAAUUGGUUGCCAACUGGUUGAGAGGUGUAACUUUCUUUACAUUUUUAUCCUGUGGUGGAAGAUUUCUUGGACCUCUUGUGGGAGUACAUUUGUCAUCAAAAAGAUUAGCACCUAAGGUUGCUUGGAUGGAAAGCCAAAGAUAAAUAUGGAGAAAUAAAUUAAAUGCAAAAUGAAUGAAGAAAGAAUGAUUUGUUUAAUAGACCUGUUUCUUAUUUACAUACUUAGAUGGCCUGGAUUCAACUUUUACAUCACUCAUUUUAAUUUUCAGAAUUUCUGUGUUCACUUUAGUAUUUAGUAUUAUUUCAUUUCAAUCAAUUUUUUUCUAGACAUAUUUUAGGUUAGUUAGAUAUGUCAUUAUUGUUAAGGGAAAUGAUGCCUCUCAUGUUAGAAUUUUUAAAACCAUAUCCAUCAGUGAAACUUUUUUUAAAAAUUAAAUCUAGUUCCUUUAUUCCUGAGUUCAAAUACGUUAUAAGGGGAAGGGAACAGCAGUUUAUUGAUUAUUAGCUUUCUCUUCUAAACUAUAGGCAUGAACACCACCACAUAUCUGUUCUCUCAAAAACCAACAAAAGUACUGAUUUUAAAACUUUUUAGUUGAUAAUUUGAAUUUGUUCAAGAUAGAAAAAGCUUUUUUUUUUUAAACCUAAAUACCAUUUGUUGUUGAGCAUCUUGUUUGAAGAGACAAUUUGCAUAAGUGGAGCAUGUAAAGAUGACAAUGAGGUUGUACUUUGCCAUGAAAAUAAAUGUCUUUGAAAUUUAAUACA
This is a messenger RNA of Vombatus ursinus (common wombat), 4614 nucleotides long. It is a transcript of the gene AASS, whose product is annotated as aminoadipate-semialdehyde synthase. Bases 107 to 2884 code for a protein of 925 amino acids. Gene Ontology annotation, cellular component: cytoplasm. NCBI's taxonomy places the organism in Eukaryota, Metazoa, Chordata, Mammalia, Diprotodontia, Vombatidae. Gene Ontology annotation, molecular function: saccharopine dehydrogenase activity. The transcript is spliced from 24 exons. The record is from RefSeq and is a predicted model, not a curated record.